AUGGAUAUUUCCGCUCGAGAGGCUCGCAUGUCUGAAGCUCAUUGCAAGUUGCAGUAUAAUCUACUCACCAUUGAAAGCGAGGAAGCUGUAAAGCAUUUAGAAGUGGAGCAUGACAUGACUCUUCGUGAGGUUGACCUCCUCCAAAUGCGCGUUCGAGAUGCACAGGCGCCCCCAGAGCUUGAUAUGUACAAGAAGCGGUGCCAGAAGCUCGAAGAGCUUCUAAGUAACGUCUCUGAACAGCUGCGCAGAGCCAAGAGAUUGAUUAUCUCCAAGGAUGAUGAUCUCUCUGACAUGCACAUGGAGGCCAAACAGCUGCGAGAUCGCAUCCGUCAAAACCGCAAACAUAUCAACGAAAUGCGUAGCCCUGGCGGUCCACUCCAUAUAAUCAGCCUCCAGAACUCUCCUGUGACUCCACAGCAAUACCGGUCAACUCCUAAGCACACGCCAAUGACCAACAGAUCCAUUCGCCAAGCCCGUGAUCAUAGCCAGGAGCCAUUUGCUGCUUUGCUUCUUGCCGAUCGGGUUUUGAGCCAAGAAAACAAUAGUGCACCCUCAACCCCAAUCAUUAGCAGACGCCCGGAUCCACGAACCCCAAACAGACACAGCCGUGGAGUUCAGUCACUCUCAUCUCUACCCAAUACGCCCCGAUCUGGUAGACCCGGCACAGCUAACUCUACUCUUCUCCCAUCUGUCCAGUUCUCGCCUCAAGCCGAGACUCGUGUUGCGAAUACUCUUUUUCAUGGAAUAGUUCAACAGUCUCGAGAGCGACGCCACAAGUCUCGUGAUAGCACCAUCUCUGCUUCUGAUACUGAAGAGAUUGCUCGAGCUGCUGCUGAAUACCGUGGAGAGAGCCAAGAUAUUCCUGAGAGUCAGGCUAGCCAGAGUGCAACUGAGAUGCUUCGACUCGAUCCACGCGAAUCCUUUGAGGUUGCGGCAUCUAGAACUACAACGCCAACACCUGCUGGAGAUAAGAGUCUGCAACAAUCCAAGAUCUUUGGUGGACUUACUAAGCCCGUUAUUGAAAAGAGAAAACACACAGAAGAGUACAGCAGGGAGUAUUCUACAAAGAAGGUUCGAUCUAAUGCAAAUGGAGGUAUUGGCUUGGGAAUCGGCUUGGAUUCUACUCGAGCAUAA
Messenger RNA from Lachnellula hyalina, 1134 nucleotides. RefSeq lists its product as uncharacterized. Bases 1 to 1134 code for a protein of 377 amino acids. The transcript has 2 exons. NCBI's taxonomy places the organism in Eukaryota, Fungi, Ascomycota, Leotiomycetes, Helotiales, Lachnaceae. The record is from RefSeq and is a predicted model, not a curated record.